CACACUCUCUCUCUCUCCUCUCUCUCUCUCUCUCUCUUCCCUCACUUUAUUCCCACUGUUUCAGCUCAGAUCACUGUCUCAUUUCUCAAAUCAAAACCUCUCUCUCUCUCUCUCUCUCUUCAAUUUUCUUCCCUGAAAUCCGUUUGAAGUUUUUGGACCCCGUUGUUAUUGUUAUUGUUGCUGUGAAUAUUCUUAGGGUUUCUUUUCUUCAUUCAUUGCCUCUUAUAGUACUUCACUUUUCUCCAUAAAGUUCCUUCCUUCUUCCUCAAGCUCCAUUCAAAGUUUCAAGGGUUCUUUCAAACUUCCAAUUUUUAAACUUCUAUUUUUAUGGCUUUCACAUUGGGCUUUUGCCCAAAUAAAAGAAAAACACGUAAAUUCAGUUGAACAUUUUCCAACUUCACUUCACUUCCAAAAAAAUUUUUUUUUUUUGGUAAGUGGGGUUUUCGGUUUCUUUGUUGUGGAGAUAAGACAGAACAAAAAAAAAAAAAAAGAUAACAGUUGCCGCUACUGGUUUUGUUGAAACCAGAAACAUAAAAAGAAACGGGUUUUAAGGUUGUAAAAGAACGAGGAUUUCCUGUUUCACUAUUUGGAACUAUUUGUUAAGUUCCGUUUCACUUCUCAGUUUUCUGUGAUACUUGGUUUUUCCAAUACACUCUCAGUUAUACUUAUUUAUAUUUAUUUGUAUUUUUUGUGAGUACUAUAAAGUAUAAACCACCCCAUUUUGGGGUUCAAGAGUGAGUUUUUUUUAUAAGAAUCUUGUUGUGUUUGUUGUGUUGCCCUUUUGAGUAGCUGUUUCAGUUUUACUUUUGGGGUGGUUUUUUAAGGUUUUUAACUUGAGGAAAGGAUUGGAGAAGAUGGCUAUGGCUGUUGCUCAACAACAUAGAGAUAAUAGCAUUGAGAGACACCUUGAUUCUUCUGGCAAAUAUGUGCGUUACACUGCUGAACAGAUUGAAGCUUUGGAAAAGGUUUAUGUGGAGUGUCCUAAGCCUAGUUCCAUGAGAAGGCAACAAUUGAUUCGAGAGUGUCCUGUACUUUCAAACAUUGAACCUAAGCAAAUCAAGGUUUGGUUUCAAAAUAGAAGGUGUAGAGAGAAGCAGAGAAAAGAAGCUUCUCAGCUUCAGAGUGUGAAUAGGAAACUUUCCGCGAUGAACAAGCUGUUGAUGGAGGAAAAUGAGAGGUUGCAGAAACAGGUUUCUCAGUUGGUGAAUGAGAACGGGUUUAUGCGGCAGCAAUUGCGCGCUAUCCCGGCAGCCGCAAAUGCUGAUGGUAGUAGUGGUGAUUCCGCAGCUGCUCCUCCUUUGAAUUCCAUGAGAGAUGCUAAUAGCCCCGCUGGAUUACUAUCAAUUGCUGAGGAGACCUUGGCAGAGUUCCUUUCAAAGGCUACUGGAACUGCUGUCGAUUGGGUCCAGAUUCCUGGGAUGAAGCCUGGUCCGGAUUCGGUUGGGAUCUUUGCCAUUUCACAAAGUUGCGACGGAGUGGCAGCUCGAGCCUGUGGUCUUAUUAGUUUGGAACCUACAAAGAUUGUGGAGAUCCUAAAAGAUCGCCCAUCUUGGUUUCGGGAUUGUCGGAGUUCAGAAGUUUUCACUAUGUUCCCUGCUGGAAAUGGAGGGACAAUUGAACUUGUUUACACACAGAUGUAUGCUCCAAUGACACUGGCUUCUGCACGGGAUUUCUGGACUCUAAGAUACACUACAAGUUUGGAGAAUGGCAGUGUUGUGGUUUGUGAAAGGUCACUGUCUGGUUCUGGUGCUGGGCCUAAUGCUGCCGCGGCAUCACAGUUUGCGAGGGCGGAAAUGCUCCCUAGUGGCUACUUGAUUCGACCAUGCGAAGGUGGAGGGUCAAUCAUUCACAUUGUAGACCACCUUAACCUACAGGCAUGGAGUGUGCCAGAAGUGCUGCGACCACUCUAUGAAUCAUCGAAAAUGGUAGCUCAAAGAAUGACAAUUGCAGCACUUCGCUAUAUCAGGCAAAUAGCUCAAGAAACAAGUGGUGAAGUGGUAUAUAGCGUGGGUAGGCAACCUGCCGUUCUGAGAACUUUUAGUCAACGGAUGAGCAGAGGUUUCAAUGACGCUGUCAAUGGAUUCAAUGAUGACGGCUGGUCUGUUUUGAACUGUGAUGGUCUUGAGGAUGUUACUAUUGCAGUUAAUUCAAUCAAGAAUUUGAGUGGCACUUCUAAUCCAGCAAGUUCCCUUACACUUCUCGGAGGAAUUGUCUGUGCAAAAGCUUCUAUGUUACUCCAAAACAUCACUCCUGCAGUUUUAGUUCGCUUUUUGAGGGAACAUCGCUCGGAGUGGGCUGAUUUUAGUGUCGAUGCUUUUUCUGCUGCUUCGCUGAAAGCUGGCUCCUAUGCUUAUCCUGGAUUGAGGCCUACGAGGUUCACUGGCAACCAAGCAAUCAUGCCUCUUGGACAUUCAAUUGAACAUGAAGAGAUGCUAGAAGUUAUCCGCCUUGAAGGUCACUCUCUUGCUCAAGAAGAUGCUUUUGUAUCUAGGGAUGUUCAUCUCUUACAGCUGUGUAGUGGAAUUGAUGAGAAUGCUGUGGGGGCUUGUUCUGAGCUCAUAUUUGCUCCAAUUGAUGACAUGUUCCCCGACGAUGUUCCAUUGGUGCCUUCUGGUUUGCGCAUUGUCCUGUUGAAUUCACAAACAAGUGAUAAAAAGAACGCAGUGACAACAAAACGGACCUUGGAUUUGACGUCUGGUCUUGAAGUAGGCCCAACAACAACUCAUGCUGCUGGAGACAUGUCAUUGUGUCCUAACAAUCGAUCAGUGUUGACUGUUGCCUUCCAGUUUCCUUUUGAGAACGGUCUGCAGGAUAAUGUUGCAGCCAUGGCACGUCAGUAUGUCCGCCGUGUAGUUUCCUCCGUGCAGGCAGUUGCCAUGGCUAUAUCUCCGUCCAGUGUCAACCCUGCUGUUGGAGCAAAACUCUCCCCUGGCUCUCCAGAAGCCCUUACACUAGCUCAAUGGAUCUGUCAGAGCUAUAGUCAUUUUUUGGGGGCGGAAUUACUGAGAUCUGAAUCUCUCAUCGGUGACAUGGUACUGAAACAUCUGUGGCAUCAUCCUGAUGCUAUUUUAUGCUGUUCUUUGAAGUCCGUGCCGGUAUUCAUUUUUGCAAACCAGGCUGGCCUUGACAUGUUGGAAACGACUCUAGUGGCUUUACAAGACAUCACAUUGGAUAAAAUAUUCGAUGAGUCUGCGCGCAAGGCUUUGAUUGCAUAUUUCGCCAAGUUAAUGCAGCAGGGGUUUGCUUGUAUGCCAGCUGGGAUCUGCAUGUCGACGAUGGGGCGACAUGCGUCAUAUGAUCAAGCCAUCGCGUGGAAAGUGCUUGCUGAAGAUAACAGCAGUGUUCACUGCUUAGCUUUCUCUUUCAUAAAUUGGUCAUUUAUAUGAGAAUCCUAUUGCAGUAUUUAAAGCCCUACUUUUUUCCCACUUGAAUAUAAACAAGGGUAUUAAGCAAAAGGAUAGACUUUUGAGAGGGAAAAAGAAUCAGAUUUUUUUGUUUGUUUAUGUACAUCACAAGAUCAGGUUUGAAACAUUUCCAUUUAAUUAAUUUUGUUACUUGGUACUUAGACCAAAAUGAUUUGAUCUUGUAAAUUUUUGUUAGUACUAGAAUACAAUGAAUAAAGUGGGGACUUGAUGACAUUAUAUAUUAUA
This is a messenger RNA of Cicer arietinum (chickpea), 3650 nucleotides long. Its product is annotated as homeobox-leucine zipper protein REVOLUTA. Gene Ontology annotation, molecular function: lipid binding; DNA binding; DNA-binding transcription factor activity. The record is from RefSeq and is a predicted model, not a curated record. Lineage: Eukaryota; Viridiplantae; Streptophyta; Magnoliopsida; Fabales; Fabaceae.